Cuscuta campestris is the source of this 2674-nucleotide messenger RNA. Lineage: Eukaryota; Viridiplantae; Streptophyta; Magnoliopsida; Solanales; Convolvulaceae. The record is from the annotation of a GenBank genome assembly.
CCCAUUAGGGGGACAAGCAGUCCUACCGGGUGGGGCCCAAUAAUUGGAAGGGCCUAAAAUCUGAAGAAAGCCGAAGUAGCCAAACGCCCAAACCUACGAACGGAAAUUGAAGAAAGAAGUCGCCGAAAGAGAGUCGCCGCCGACUGCCAGACGCCGCCGCCCGCCUGCACGCUCCACUUCUCCAGAGUCUAGCCGCUACCCGCCAGACGCCGCCGCCCGCCUGCACGCUCCACUUCUCCAGAGUCUAGCCGCUACCCGCCAGACGCCGCCUCUCUGGAAACUCUCCAGCCUCCAAGUCCAGGAGUCUAGGUACGGAGAGAUAGAUUCACAUAAAGACAGUUGAGUAUACAACGACUGGAAACCAUGGGAAAAGCCAAAUCCCAAAAAGAUAAAAAUCAUAAAAUCCAGCGCUGGGAGUCAGAGAUUAACGAAAUCAAGCUCCUUGAAGAAUGGAUUGAUUCGGGGAAACCCGAGUGUGGUGUAAACCCACUCUCGAUUGAACCAUUACCUGAUGAAGCUCCAGUAGGCCGGCAAGCGGACGGGUCAUUCUCCAAGUAUGUCGGAUGCACAAGAUUCCGUCAACUGCCUCUGUCGAAGAAGACCCGUGACGGACUGGCUGGAGCUAAGUAUAAGAUUAUGACUGAUAUCCAGAGGGCUUCGCUGCCCCAUGCGCUUUGUGGUCGUGACAUUCUUGGUGCUGCCAAGACUGGAUCUGGAAAAACUUUAGCUUUCGUAAUUCCGGUACUAGAAAAGUUGCAUAAAGCAAGAUGGGGUCCAGAAGAUGGGGUUGGGUGCAUCAUAUUGUCUCCUACAAGGGAAUUGGCUGACCAACUGUUUGAUAUAUUGAGAUCUGUUGGAAAGCAUCAUGAAUUUAGUGCUGGCAUGCUGAUUGGUGGACGAAAAGACAUCGACACUGAAAAAGAACGUGUAAAUGGGAUGAAUAUCUUGGUCUGUACUCCAGGCCGGCUUCUUCAGCAUAUGGAUGAGACUUUAAAUUUUGAUUGUUCGCAGCUUCAGAUAUUGGUCCUCGAUGAGGCAGAUCGUAUUCUUGAUGAAGGAUUCAAGAAACAAUUGAAUGCAAUAAUUUCACAGUUGCCUAAACACCGACAAACCUUAUUAUUCUCUGCAACACAAAAAAAGUCUAUAAAAGAUCUUGCUAGGCUCAGUCUAAAAGAUCCAGAGUACCUGAGUGUGCACGAGGACUCUAUUACUGCCACUCCUAGUGGUUUGAUGCAGACAGCAAUGGUUGUUCCUCUUGACCAAAAACUGGAUAUGCUAUGGAGCUUUAUAAAAAAGCACCUGAAUAAAAAGAUAUUGGUGUUUCUUUCAAGUUGCAAGCAGGUAAAAUUUGUUCAUGAAGCAUUUAGGAAGCUUCGGCCUGGAAUUCCACUUAAAUGUCUUCAUGGAAAGAUGAAAAUAGAGAAAAGGAUGGCAAUAUUAUCCCAAUUUUGCGAGGAAACCAGAUCCGUUCUUUUCUCCACAGAUCUUGCUUCACGGGGCCUUGAUUUCAACAAGGCUAUUGAUUGGGUUGUCCAGGUGGACUGUCCCGAAGAUUGUGCAGCUUACUUACAUAGAGUUGGCCGUACUGCUCGUUACAUUUCUAUUGGGAAAUCUCUUUUGUUUGUUAUGCCUUCUGAAACAAAAAUUGUUGAGAGGUUAGAAGAGAAGAAGAUACCCCUUCAAGUCACAAAGGCAAAUGCAGAGUUCUUGCAAUCUAUCUCCGGAUUAUUAGGUGCCUUGCUGGUUGAGAGUCCUGAACUACGACUUCUGGCACAAAGAGCAUUCGCAACUUAUGUGAAGUCUAUUUAUAUACGGAGCGAUAAAGAAAUAUUUGAUGUCACAAAGCUUCCGCUUGAGGAGUUUUCUGCUUCUUUGGGUCUUCCAAUGAUCCCAAGAUUAAGAUUUUUGAAGCAGAAAUUAAAGGGUAAGACUGUGUCUGAAGCCUUAGCUGCCAUGCCAGAAAGGAAUGAGAAUUUGCUGGAAUUUCCAAUUAAGAAACCAGAUGCUGUAGAAUCUGAUGAUGAUGAUGAUACCCUUAUUUCUAAAGACACGCUUACUGCAAGUAACAUUAAAAUAGUCGGGCCUGCAGAUAAUAUGCCCGCAUCUAGAGUUUUGAAGAAAAAGAAGCUAAAGAUUCAUGCGGGUAGACCGUACGGGACACGGGUUGUAUUUGAUGAGAAGGGUGACACAUUACCUCCACUAGCAAAGUUAGCAGAGGCAGUGGUUGAUGGGGAUAAAGUUUCUCUUGACAUAAACAAAGUUAAUGAAAGAUAUGCCAAUCUCAGAAAAGAGUUGAAGAUGGUAGACAAAGAUGACAAAGAUUUGGACCGUCGGCGCCGGAAAGAGAAACGACUCAAGGAGAAGAUGAAGUUGAAGAGAGGGAGAGACAGAGAAUGUGAAGAGGAAGAGGAAGAAGAGGAAGGGGAUCAUUUGUGUUCAGAUGCCGACGCCCGCAGGGGUAAAACGGGAAAUAAAAGGAUUCGUUUUGAUAGUGAUGAUGAUGAUGAUGAUGGGAAGGAGAACGGUGAGACUUCUAAAGCGGGUAUGAGGACGGAUCCUAUUUCCUUGGCAGAGCAAGAGGAAUUGGCUCUCAAACUGCUCAGUAACAUGCACUCAUAACCCUUUAUUUGAUGGCUUAGAUAUACUCCGUAGUGAAUAAAGCCUUGGUUCUUAC